Molecule: messenger RNA, 1075 nt
Organism: Talpa occidentalis (Iberian mole)
Lineage: Eukaryota; Metazoa; Chordata; Mammalia; Eulipotyphla; Talpidae
Gene: EIF6
Product: eukaryotic translation initiation factor 6
Exons: 7
Coding region: 41-778 (245 amino acids)
Biological process (GO): cytosolic ribosome assembly; maturation of LSU-rRNA; assembly of large subunit precursor of preribosome
Cellular component (GO): nucleolus; preribosome, large subunit precursor; cytosol
Molecular function (GO): ribosomal large subunit binding
Source: RefSeq, a predicted model, not a curated record
CCAGCUGUUGUCGCGCGUGGAGGCUGCGGUUACUGGCCUCAUGGCGGUCCGAGCGUCGUUCGAGAACAACUGUGAGAUCGGCUGCUUUGCCAAACUCACCAACACCUACUGCCUGGUGGCCAUCGGAGGGUCGGAGAACUUUUACAGUGUGUUCGAGGGUGAGCUCGCCGACACCAUCCCCGUGGUGCACGCAUCCAUCGCCGGCUGCCGCAUCAUCGGGCGCAUGUGUGUGGGGAACAGACAUGGUCUCCUUGUGCCCAACAAUACCACUGACCAGGAGCUGCAACACAUUCGCAACUGCCUCCCAGAUUCAGUUCAGAUCCGGCGGGUAGAAGAGCGACUUUCGGCCCUGGGAAAUGUCACUACCUGCAAUGACUAUGUGGCCUUGAUCCACCCAGACUUAGACAGGGAGACAGAAGAAAUCCUGGCUGAUGUGCUCAAGGUGGAAGUCUUCAGACAGACAGUGGCUGAUCAGGUGCUAGUAGGAAGCUACUGUGUCUUCAGCAAUCAGGGAGGGCUGGUACAUCCCAAGACUUCAAUUGAAGACCAGGAUGAGCUGUCCUCUCUUCUCCAGGUUCCCCUUGUGGCAGGCACUGUGAACCGAGGCAGCGAAGUGAUUGCUGCUGGGAUGGUGGUGAACGACUGGUGUGCCUUCUGUGGCCUGGACACAACCAGCACAGAGCUGUCAGUAGUAGAGAGUGUCUUCAAGCUGAAUGAAGCCCAGCCUAGUACCAUUGCUACCAGCAUGCGGGAUUCCCUCAUUGACAGCCUCACCUGAGUCAUCUUCGUCGCUGUUCAUAGGCUUCUGCCUCUGGACUUUGGCUCUUGCUCUACGCGGUUUGUACUGGAUGCUGGCUGGGAGAUGGCAGAGAGCUCACUUGGACUCAGUGACUAGAUUCCCAACCCUUUACCUGCACCCAUCUCCUGGAUCUAGUUGCUGCAAAAAUCUGACACAUACGCUGCCUUGUCAGGUCCUAUGGCUCCUGGCUGAGAACUCUGCUGUCUUGUGCCACCCCAUUAAAGGGCAUCUGCCUCUGGCCAUUCUGAAUGUGUUAUUUGGGGCUUCAGCCGCUCC